Molecule: messenger RNA, 3052 nt
Organism: Pygocentrus nattereri (red-bellied piranha)
Lineage: Eukaryota; Metazoa; Chordata; Actinopteri; Characiformes; Serrasalmidae
Gene: cd99
Product: CD99 molecule
Exons: 14
Coding region: 237-845 (202 amino acids)
Biological process (GO): positive regulation of neutrophil extravasation; homotypic cell-cell adhesion; T cell extravasation
Source: RefSeq, a predicted model, not a curated record
CUCAGACUCCUCAUCUCAGCCUGGCUCUCACAGCCUGCGCAGCGCUGCCGCCUGCCUGCCUGACUGCCUGACUGCCUGCAGGAGUUUACAGACCGAGACACACCCUGCACUUUCUACACUGCUCCUCCUGCCCGAGCUCACACACAGAGAGCCCGCUCCUCCAACAGCCCUGCUGCUGCUCUUUCAGCGUCUUUUCUUACUCUCGGACACCAAACAGGGCGCUUUCUCACUGCACCAUGACUUCAUACCUGUGGAUCUUAGUCUUGGCAAGUCUCGCGGGCUCGCGGGCGCAAGAUCUUAAUCUUUUUGAUGCUUUAGAGCCUGAACCGGUUCCAACUAAACCAGCCCAAAAGCCUCCCAAGUCCGGAGGAGAUGAUCUUAAUCUUUUUGAUGCUUUAGAGCCUGAACCGGUUCCAACUAAACCAGCCCAAAAGCCUCCCAAGUCCGGAGGAGAUGGUGAUUUCAACAUCUUAGAUGCCUUUGAUGUGGACCCAAAGAAACCAGCUGGAGAUCCAAAGAAACCAGUAGCUCCACCCAAACAUGGAGGAGAUGCAUUGAGUGAUUCAGACUUGGGUGAUGUGGCUAAUAAUGAUUACAAGCCUGAUCCCAGCCGAAAGGGCAGUGGAGAUCCAGGGCGUGCUGCUGACUCAUCCUACGACUCCAGUGGUGGUGAUGGAGAAGCUCAAGACCUAGACCAGCAGUGGCUGAAGCUCCUGAAGUUGCUAGGAGAUAACAUUCCAGAAGGCCUCCAUGCCUGGAUUGCCAACUCUAAACAAGUAGUAAUGUCCCUUCUAGAAAGGGUGCUGGAACUCCUGGAGCUAGCAGAGAAAAAGAACCAGUCCUAAAUGACUUGUUGAUCACUUUUCUUUUUUCUUUUUUCAGCUAGAUGUUGAGCUACUGUUUGGUUACUGUAGGUGGCAGGUUGGUUUGGCUAGGUGUUAUAAACAUUCCUAUUUUAUUCUGUUUACAAAGUAGCUCUGUCAACUAGCUAAGAUGCUAACUGCACAUGCUAGUGCAUUUGUGGUAUGAGGUUAUUUUGUUGUCAUAUUUGCCAUAUGAAGGGUGUGAGAUGUUACUUUAAGCUUUUUUAUCUAGUAAGUUAUCUUUUAUAUGAAUUUGACAGCAGAUGCACAUUGUCUGGACCCCUCUCUCCCAAUGGGUUUAAUUCAUCAACUGUUCUUAAGAAGAAAUUUCUUGACAUUCACCAGUGCUUUGUUAUUUGGGAUUUGUUCUUAGGUAAGAACAGAAUUUAUACACUCAACAGCACAAAGGUGUGGACUGUUCUGUGAUUUAAAAACACGCCAUGAAUCUGACGUAGACUUUGUCUUAGGACCUUCCUCAAUAACAAAAAAGGUCCAUACUUGUCCUCUCUCUCCACCCUUUUCUCUUCCAUUUCCUCUUCUUUGUUUCCUUCCUCCUCAUUUCCAUUUACCUUUCUUAUCAGUAAAGUGAACAGCUUUUACGUCAUAAUAGAUAUCUGCUAACAGCGUGCUAGGGCUGUUGUUCCAGUGCCUUUGGUGUCGCAUUUAGGCAGAACCAGUUUCUCCCCUGUGGUUUUAUGGUAUGGAGGUUUCCCCCUGGGGCACUGUUGGAACAUUCCUCUCCCAAAUUCUCUGCUGCCUGUUCUGCUCUGCCCUCUUCCUCAGUGCUACUGCAUUUCCUUACUUAAACUGCAGCACAGUUUCUGUUCAGAUGUAAACAGCUUAGGUUAGAGCAGGAUUGAGGACGGAGGUCUGUGGUUUUUUUGUCUUAUGUUGUCUUCUGGGCAGGUUUUUGUCCUCUUUUUUUUGUAACUCUCUUCUGUUCUGUGUUUGUGCUAAAUGUGCUUACAAAUGUGAAGAGGUCAGAAACUUGGAGCUUUUUUUGUUGGCCUGAAACAUAACUGCUAUAAACAUCACAAGAACGAUCUUAUCGGUCAUAAAAUUACCACAGAGGAUGAGGACUGAAGUAUUUUUGCUAUAGGCGUAGUUUUGUGUUCUCUGUCCCUGGUUAGUUAAUUGUUUCUAGCAUGCAUCUCUUAAAAAGCUAAUCGGUUUCCCUCAACUACUACUACCAACACCGCGAACAGUGGCCUUUUUAUUUAAAUACUGCAAAUAUAAAUAUAUCAGAGCAUGAUUUAGUGUGCUACAUAAGCAUGUUUUUGGCUUGGUUUUGUCUUUGUAGCGUCCCUCUAUCCCUGUUUAGUCAAAAGUGUUUCUGUAUGUUUUGUGUUCUUGGUGACGGCGUCUCUUGGUUGUAUACUAACUCAAAGCUCCUGAGAGGCUACUCAGUUUUGAGCUUUGUUUUGGUUUGUUUACUUGUUUACUUACCCUCUUCAAUUGCUUACAGACAUUGCUAACAGUGGUCUUCUGGCUUUUAGAAUGACCACAGAGCAUGAAUUAGGGUCAGAGUUUGCUUCAUGUAGGCAUGUGGGGUCUUCUUUGUGGGGAUCUUUCUUGCAUAUCCAUCCGUUUUGUCAAAACUGUCUGUAUUUUCUUUCUUUAUGCUAAAAGUGUCUCCUGGUAGUUUGCUAACCCAAAGCUCUUGAGAGACUGAUUUUAGCCCUGAGACAUGUCUUGUCAUAACAAGCUUACCUUCAGUCUAUAACUGACACUCGGGUAGGCCUGAGAGAGUCCAUGCCAGAACACAUAGCAUGCAUUCAGCCCACACAUAGCAUGCGCUUAGCCCGCAGGGAAGAGAUCAAACUGAGCCAGAGAGAAAUGAAGUCUGCAUGUGUUCCUCAAUUCCAGUGGAAGCCUGCUUAUUUUUGGAGAUGAGAGAGAAGUUUUAUUCGAGAGGGGGGUCUUUAUGUUUCUGCAGUGUUUGAUGUUUGCAAUAUUUGGCUCUUGGAAUACUAUUUUGUUUUGAAUGGACAAUUUUGUAUUCUCUGUUUGUUGCUGAUGUUUUUUUCCAUUUGUUUAUUUUUUUCAUUGGAAGCCUCGGUUGUUCCUCUUCUGUGGUGGCGGCUCACUUUUUCCACAUUAAAUGUGCAAAAGUGUUUUGCUGAGAGAUCCUCAGUAUAGCUGUUCAUGCUCCUGUGUCCCCUUUAAUAAAGUCAUAGUGAAAGGUGAAA